Messenger RNA from Durusdinium trenchii, 4854 nucleotides. NCBI's taxonomy places the organism in Eukaryota, Dinophyceae, Suessiales, Symbiodiniaceae. The record is from the annotation of a GenBank genome assembly.
AUGGAUUCCCCCGCCAGAGCUGUGGCAGAGGUGCUGAAAGACGUGGUGCUUCACUCGGACCUCUUUGGCACUGUUGUGGCCGAACUCGAAAAGCGGAGUGGCCGAGAUCCAAAGGAGUUUGAAAGGCACUUCAUGGAAUGCUCCCGCGAAUGCAACCGCGCCGCGGGUGCACCGCGGAGCACGGGCUGCGGUUUGCCCUUCAUGGAAAAGAGAGGCGCGAGGUCCUUGAAGCAAAAAGGGGAAAAGCGCUUUGCCUCGGUGACCCUGAGCGCACUGAAGAAGUUCUCCGCGGCUGAAGAGUUGAGGCCAGAUGAGGGCUUGUCACAAAGGCAGGAAGCGCCCCGCAUGUCAUCCUUGCCCAUUAAGGCUGUGCGAAGUUGGCCAAGCGCCUCACGCGCAGAGCUGCUGAAGUUGGCAAUGGCCUCAUGGGCGGAUUUCCUGAAGAAGGUGGAAGACCCAAGCCCUGGUGAGGCCGUGGUGAAAGCAACCAUCUCUUGGUUCACAGAUACGAUGAAAGUUGAAUCUCCAGCGUUGGCUGAGGGAUAUACGGAGCAGAUGCUUGAAGACCAAUUUCCAAAAGAGCUGCCAGUCCAAGCCUGCAUCCGCCGUGUGCUUAGGGCUGUUGAUGCAGUGUCCCAGGCCCGUAGAGCUCAACAGGCGGCUGGUACAACUUCCAGCGCGCAGUCGCUGGCCAAACUGUUUCUGCUAAGCAAGGUGGCAGAUGUGGCCAAUCUCCUGCACAAGGCCCACAUGUCCAAUGUGAGCUUUGGGCUUCAAGCUGAGCAGUCACUUUGGAAUAGCAUGCACCAGCACACAGAAGAAUGCAAGGCAUCCGGAAAAACGCCUUUUCUGUUUGUGGACCUUACUUCCAAGGAGACUCUUCCGAUGUGGCUCACGCCUGAUGUGAUUGGUGGGAAGUUCCAGUUGCAUGAUGAUGGCGAAUGGCCUCUGCGAGGGCACGUCCCCAUCUCCUCACUGCAGGAUUUAGGCAAGGCAUUGAAGAGUGCCACUGCCUCUCCUAGAUUCUUCCGAACAGUGUCUCAGUGGAAUGGGGCUUUUCUUCGGUACGCAAUAGUGGCCGUUGCGACAGGUCAACUGUCUUGGCCAGUUGCGCUGGCGCAUGUGGACAACGUUCUCCAGCUGGCCGAACAAGAGCGGAUGAAGGGAAAUAGGCCGUUCUUGGCCUUCCUGUACGAAGAGCUCCUGAGGAAAAAUUGGGCGCGUCGUGCAGAGAAAGGCGACCCAAGCUUGGACAUUCCAGGCGAAGCCCAAAAGAUUGACAAGGAUUUGUUGGAUAUCGCAAAACAUCGGCUUGCCGAAGUCAUGAAAGAAGCCGGUUUGAGUGAGCAGCAGGCCCGUCCGCUUUCUUCUUCCUCUCCCAGAGAAAGCACGGACGAGCUGGUGUCUCGACAGCUCGCAGCUGCUGAAGCAGCCCAGAAACAGGCUGAAAGAGUCACCAAGCAGUUGAUGGAAACGCAGCAGAAGAUGUUCAGUGCAGGUCCUGCGGGCGGUGGAGAGCCCAACCAGCCAACGGAUGCCCGGCCGCUCACAAACCGGGAAAAGAAGACACACAACUGGUAUUUGAAGACUGCUGCAAGAAGAGCAGCCCAGCAGAAACAAAAGUACCAACGAGACGAGCGACCAGUGCAGCUGCAGCAGUUUGCAACCGACGCAAUUUCACCACACUGCGACCUGUCUGUUUCAAGCCGUUUCGAUUUGCCAAGAGAAACAGAGCUGCCAGCUAAGAGCCAGGUAGGUGUUGCACACGCUGAAUUGCCCAGCUUACAUGGCCUUGCCCAACGUGCUGUGGAAGGGCCCCAGGUUUCAUCUAGGUUUUUGGUCCCCCAUGGCUUGGGCGCGCCGGUUGGGCUCAGUCCGUUGCAACAUGUUGAAUUUUCGUUGGCUCUAAAGCAUCCUGCUGGCUCACUCCAAGUGUUAGAUUCUGAUUUGCAAGAAGCCAUAAAUUUUGAAUGUGCCCACACGGUUGAAGACAUUCACAAUUUUCGUCAGCAGCAGCUGCAAAAAGUCUUGCAGGCCGUGGAUCAACUCCAAGCUGAAAGGGUGGAAUGGACCCAAGGUUCCCCGGCUGAAGUGCAACUGUUAACCAGUCGCAUCCAUGGCCCCUUGUGGCGCUGCUUGCUCGCAAUGGCUGGAGUAGAAGCAGGCAGCUUCUUGCGCGACCUGCAGUUUGGAUUUCCGUUGGUGGGCGAGCUGCCUCCUUGCGAAGGUAGCAGCAAAUCAGAGGUCUUCAAGGCAGGAAUGACCGUACAGCAGCUGCGCCAGAACAGGGUUGAGUUGAAUCAGAAAGUUCUUGCUGCAGUAAAAGAGUUGCCUUUUUGCGACAACAUUUCCCCGCAAGUGCAUGACGAUUCCUUGUUGGGUGCCGUGACCGUUCCCAGGCUUUUGACGCCUAGCGAUGUUGAAAGUGUCACUUUAACAAGGCGGAUACCAGUCAGGGAGCUAAGGGCGAAGGGCUGGAGAACGCGGGUCGUAGACCACGAGUCUGAAAGCGGAGUCAACUUGGCCACCCGUCCACGCGACAAAAUCCAACAUGACACGUUGGACACGUUGGCUGCAAUUGACAGCAACGUGCACAUGUGGAAGCGGGAUGUGUCAAAAGCUUUCCGCCGGGUUCCCAUCCGCUCUAGUCAUUUGGAAUUUUCAUGGUCUGUGUGGAUCGACCAGGGUGUUCUGUGGACUGCCCAGCACAAGGGGAUGCCUUUUGGGACUGUUUCCGCCGUGUAUGCCUGGCACAGGGAACUGUUAGGCAUCAUCCUCGUUUGGGGCACCUUUGAACAUUUGCUCCAAGGGGCCUUGUGGCUCGCUUUUGUUGAUAAUGAUGGCGUUUUGCAUGCUCUGACCAAGGGUGGGGGUGGAGGUCCUGAGUCCUUCGCUUGUAUAGGGAAACUCUGGCUUGAACUAGCCUAUGGGCAAAUUGACUUGCAUUGCGGAAGGGUUGAAUCUGCAGCAAACAUUGCAGACGGGCCCACGAGAGAGCAGUUUGACCUUUUAGGACAAUUGAAGGCCACCUGGGUUCCCCCAAUUUUACCCCCUUGGGUUCAGCAGAUGGACUUUAAGCCAGUGCUGCUUUUCAUUCCCUGUUCUGCUGCAGGUCCAUUGAUGGCCCAAGAGCUUCGCAAGCGCAGCGUGGAGAAAGUGACCUUGUCAGCGAAGCCUAGCUAUUUGCAAGCCUCGCAGUGGGUCGCUCACGUAUUGCACUCUUUCACAAUCCGAGAUGACAAGGCUCUGGUCUCUUCUCUGCGCGCGGCUGAGGGCUUACAACUGGACAAAGAUGAUGUUUUAGCCUCCGGGGCUGCGGUUUUGCUCAAUGCCAAAGAUAUCUGGUUUGGCCAAAGUGAACCGCUGCAAGCGCGUCGAGAAGCCUUAUUAAAGAAGUGGCAUGGCCUUCCUCUUCCUGGUGGUUCGAGUCGGGCUCGGCACCCGAUGGGCGGCCUCAAGGCCCUUGAGUUCAAAGCCAAAGUCGAAGACAUGGCGGCGUGGUUGGCUUCAGUUGACAAGCAUGUUCAGCCAGCAAUUUGGCAUCAUCAAGGUGCGCUUCAACUGGUCGGCAGGGGUUUUUGGUGUCCGGAACAUUUAGACGGCUUGCAAAACGCUGAUGUGUUGAAGUUUUCAGCAGAUGAAAAGGUCAAAUGCUUGUUGCAAACAGCGCUGAAGUCUGCGUGCCAAGCUGCUCAGGCCCGCCGCAAAAGACUGGCUUCGCAACUGGACGCUGACAGGCCUCAAGCCUCGUCCGCAGAACACGCAGCCAGCAUGGUGAAGGGUAGCCAAAAUGCCGCUGAGAGCUGCGCCGAGUCGAUGUCUCAACCUGCAGCAAGGGGCCCUCAGCUGGCCACGAAGCAAUUGUCCAGCGCUGACACGGCGGAAGUGCUAACGGCGCUGCAAGACAAAGCAGAAACCUUGAAGCUGUGCUCCCAGCAGGGUAGCGGGCCGUCGGUUGCUUCAGGCCUCAAGGCCUGGCGCCACUUUGCGGUUUGCUUUUUGGGAUACAACGCGGAAGAAACUCUUCCGCCACGCUGUCCAUCCGAUGUGCUAAAGUUCAUUGCCUUGUUCUCUUCAGCAGGCACUGCUAAAAACUAUGUGGGCUAUGUUGCUUGGGCUUGCAAGUACCAUGGUCAUUCGUUGGCAUGGCGUACGCAUGAAGUGAAUUUGGCGUUGCAAGGAUUGAAAAAAGCCGAGCAAGUCAGAUCUCAGCACGUCCUCAAGCACGUGCGCUUGAUGACGCCAGAUAUCAUGGUUCGACUGCUGAAGCUUUGUGACGCGCUGCCUGCUUUUCAGAGGGAUGGUGAUUUAUUUUUGCUGGCGUGGCAAUUUCUGCUCAGGGUCCAGUCUGAAGCGGUGCCGCUGCAGUUUGGCGAUUUAACUGAUCAAUCUUUGCUCCCACCGGGCCGGCGUUCGGCAAUUUGGGUGGAUGCCCAGCUUGUUUGCCACUUGCGCUUAAAGAAGCGGAAGCGCAUGCCAGGAGGCUCAGUGAUGGUUCGGCCAUGCGUGUGCAAUGGUUCUGAAACGGAUAUCUUGUGCGUAUCGCAUAGGUUAUUAGGCCGACUAUCGUCCUUGGAGCCAGGCCACCCUUUGUUUGAUUUCACGGCCAGCCAGUUUUUGAAACGGUUUAGAGAUUUGCUCCAUAUGCUUCAAGUCCCAGGGUUUGACCAAUUUAGUUUCAAGGCUUUCAGAGCAGGCAAGGCGACUGCCCUGGCCAAGUCAGGGUGCCCUGUGCAUGUUAUCAUGCAGAUGGGCCAAUGGAAAAGUGCUGCUCUCUUGAAUUAUGUCAGCCCUGAUGCCUUGGAUGAAGGAGUGUUUUGGCGUGAAGUCGCUAAUGAACCGGAAGAUGAGUAG